Messenger RNA from Ochlerotatus camptorhynchus, 888 nucleotides. Its product is annotated as basic salivary proline-rich protein 2. The coding region runs from base 1 to 888 and encodes 295 amino acids. The record is from RefSeq and is a predicted model, not a curated record. NCBI's taxonomy places the organism in Eukaryota, Metazoa, Arthropoda, Insecta, Diptera, Culicidae. The transcript has a single exon.
AUGGGUGUUAGGCCGAAGGACGGUAGGCCGAAGGACGGUAGGCCGAAGGACGGUAGGCCGAAGGACGGUAGGCCGAAGGACGGUAGGCCGAAGGACGGUAGGCCGAAGGACGGUAGGCCGAAGGACGGUAGGCCGAAGGACGGUAGGCCGAAGGACGGUAGGCCGAAGGACGGUAGGCCGAAGGACGGUAGGCCGAAGGACGGUAGGCCGAAGGACGGUAGGCCGAAGGAUGGUAGGCCGAAGGACGGUAGGCCGAAGGACGGUAGGCCGAAGGACGGUAGGCCGAAGGACGGUAGGCCGAAGGACGGUAGGCCGAAGGACGGUAGGCCGAAGGACGGUAGGCCGAAGGACGGUAGGCCGAAGGACGGUAGGCCGAAGGACGGUAGGCCGAAGGACGGUAGGCCGAAGGACGGUAGGCCGAAGGACGGUAGGCCGAAGGACGGUAGGCCGAAGGACGGUAGGCCGAAGGACGGUAGGCCGAAGGACGGUAGGCCGAAGGACGGUAGGCCGAAGGACGGUAGGCCGAAGGACGGUAGGCCGAAGGACGGUAGGCCGAAGGACGGUAGGCCGAAGGACGGUAGGCCGAAGGACGGCAGGCCGAAGGACGGUAGGCCGAAGGACGGUAGGCCGAAGGACGGUAGGCCGAAGGACGGUAGGCCGAAGGACGGUAGGCCGAAGGACGGUAGGCCGAAGGACGGUAGGCCGAAGGACGGUAGGCCGAAGGACGGUAGGCCGAAGGACGGUAGGCCGAAGGACGGUAGGCCGAAGGACGGUAGGCCGAAGGACGGUAGGCCGAAGGACGGUAGGCCGAAGGACGGUAGGCCGAAGGACGGUAGGCCGAAGGACGGUAGGCCGAAGGACGGUAGGCCGAAGGACGGUAGGCCGUAG